AUGAAAAAUUUAAUUGCUCUCCUUCUGCUGAUCCACUAUUCUGCGGGAUAUACAAGCUUUUCCUCUCUAAGUAUUACUGCAGAUAAUAAAGAUAUUAAUGCCCAGACUACAUAUUCAAUAAGUGUGCAGUUAGGAUCAUUUGGAGAAGAUGUGCCUUCUGAUUUUACACUUGUAAUGGUUUUACCAAAUAAAUUAAGUGUAAUUGAUUCAGUUGGAACUAAUCCAAGUACCUGCAUUCUACAAGAUUCAAACGGAGCAUCUGACUAUUCACUAACAUCUGCAUAUGAUUCAGCAAAUCCUCAGUCAGGCCAAUGUGGAGUUUCAGGCACUAAUACUUAUACCCUAAUUACGCCUAAUGUAAGAUCCAGAGGCCUUAAUUUUCAAAUUGGAAAAAUCCAAAAUCCUAAUGCUUCUUAUAGCUCAACUAAUAUAGGCUCCAUUCAGUUUUAUGGAUACAAAUCCGGGAGUACAAACCCAGAUUAUCAAGGCAGUCAACCAUUGAGUGAUUAUUAUUUUACUGUAGGCACCUUGACUAGCAUAUCAUUAACUCAAGGAAGCGUGGCUAUUGGGGCGUGAAAUACUUACACUUUUUCAUUUUACUUACUUCCCUGCUUUAGAUUGGAGCAAAAUUUAGAUGGGGUUCCUUUUCUGCGUAAUUAACCUUAUUGAGUAAAAUUUAGUAGAAAUAAUAGCUCCUAUAUAAAUAGCUUUGGCAGCCAUUUAAUCUCGUAAAAAAUUAAAUUUUUUCCGAUUAAUUAUUAGACUUAAAUGGGAGAGCAAGUGCAAUAUUAUUUAAAAAAAGUCGCACUUCACUUUUUAAAUUUAAAGGGAAGAGUUAGAAAAUAACAUUCCUUCAGGUGCAAUUGUGAUUUUUACUUUUAAUAGUAAUUUUUCUUUGAGCACUGCUUCAAAUACAGCUGUUACAGGUCAGAUAAAUGGUGGAUCGAGCAUAAAUUUAAAUUGUGACAUAACUGGACAAGUUUUAACAGUUUAUAAUCUUUUUAGCUCAAAUCUUGUAGUUACAUCUGGAUCAACCUAUCUUACUAUCAGCAUUGUACAAGUAAGAAAUCUCAGAUAUAUCGGCUCAGCAGAUAUCAGUGUUGCAACAGCUGUAUCAAGCACAGAAUAUAUCGAUAAAAUGACAAUUAAUGCAUCAUCAAGUACUUCAUGCGAAAUAGAAGUUAGCUCAUUCACUUCAUCAGCUAAAUAUGUCCUUACAUCAACAACUCUUACAAUUGCAUUUAAGCAAGGAAAUUAUGCAGCCAGUGCUUCAAGUGCUGCAAAUGCAUAUUCAAUAAGAUUAGUAAUUCCUACUACCUUUACUCUUUCAUCGACAUUCAGCUGCACAAAAUACAUAGGCAUAGAUCCUAGCUAUAGCACUAUAAGCUGCACAAAUCAAGGUGGAGGAAUUGUUACAACAAAUUUAAUAAGUCAAAAUUCUAACAUUGUUGCAAUAAAUUUGCUCAAUGUCAUACUUCCUCCCAAUUCGAAAACAACAGAUUAUAUACAGAUCUCAACUUACACAGAAGAAAACACAAGUGGAUCAAAAAUGUGCGAAAAUACUCAGUUCGCUACAUACAGUGCAACUCCUAAUGCAAUUACUGUAAGUUCAAAAACUAGAAGGAGCUCUUAUGUUGGUGAUCUUGGCCCUUAUACGCUUACAUUUAAAACUACAACUCAAAUGCAAACUGUUUAAAAAUUAAACUGAAUUAGCUAGAGAUUUCAUUAUAGUAAUUAUGCGUUAUAUAUCAAAAUUGUUUUUAUUUGCUUAUGGAGGUGGGUUUUUCCAAUGGUUUCGUUCAAUCACGGAAGGGGAGUUAUUAAUAUCUUGAUUAUACUUAUAGGGAAGCCCUAAAGGAUUUCUUACUUCCCUAAGCUUCCUUGCAUGCCUGCAGUUAGCGAUUCAUGACAUCGAGGUUGAUCUUGCCAGACAAAGACCUAAACUCACUGCUUGGUAUUUGGGAGAGUUGUACUACCAUACCCGCUAAACAAGGAUGGUGAUCAUAGAAAUUCAAAAUGAUUACAUUUUCUGGUCGACUCUUGGCUAAAUGUCAAGCUUAAAAAUAGUAGUCCCAAAAGACUAGGAAUAUAAAUGUUGACUCUAUUGGAUACCCCUUUUCCAAUUCUUGACUCUAUUUCCAUCUGAGGCAAAAAGUUGUUUUGGGUUAAGCAUGCUUUGGUUAUUCUGACAUUUCAUUUCACCAAAUAAGGUAAAAACUGGCUGGCUGCACAUUACCUAAAAUCAUUCUCCCUUCUUAGGGCUCAUAAGCUCUCUUCGAAGAUUUAGCUGCAGGAGUUAAAAGGAUAGUUGGAUUGCCACUCCAUUAAACUACAACUCAAAUGCCCCCAAAAUUCGUAUAUAAAACUUGUUCUGCCUAUGGCACAGGUUGUGGAAAAUUCAGGAAUUGUAUGCUAUGAAAUUUUAUCAGGAACUAUCCAAACCUCAAAUGUAUGCACAAAAUCAAGUACCCCAUCUGACUCUACAACGUAUGAACUGUACAUUCCAGAAUGAUGCUCAACUACAUCUACUGGCUGCACAGGUUGCUGUAGUGGAGGUACAGAAUUAUCUGUUAGCAUAGACGGAGUAGUUAACCCAUACUACGUCAAUUCAAAUACAGGAACAUCGGUAAAAAUUUAUACCUUAAAUCCAACACAGGAUGGAAUUAUAGAUGAUGUCACAUCAGGAUUGGAAUUUACACCAUCUUUAGUAGCAAAAUCAAUUUCUUCCACAAGUAUGACAAGAGAUGCCAACAUUGUUGGCCAAGAUAUUAAAAUCGAUAUUUCUCAUACAUCUACUGUGAUUUAUAUUCAAAACUCUCAGGUGGUUUACUCUUUUCCAGCGUCAUUCAUCUAUUCAGCUAGUAGUAACGUGAAGUGCACCAAUCUUGGGACAAAUACGGAUACAACUUGCUCUUUUACAACUAAUUCAUCAGAUGGCUCUAUUUCUACGGUUACAGUAAGUAACUUGUGUACGAGUAACUGCGCUUCUGGCCAAACUUAUAAAAUCAGGAUAUAUAACAUUCAAAACGCUAUUACUGUUGCGCAAUUAACAAAUCCUUCUUAUACUGUCUCCGCAUAUUAUAGCUCAUAUUUAAUAGAGAGUGGGGCAAUUGACUCGUCUGCUUUAGUUAGCCUUGACACUGGGACGAUUACUUCAAUAAAAGCAUAUAGAUCAACUAAUAGCAUCAAAUCAAGCAUCACCAUGUGGAUUUCUUUUAUACAUCCUACAAUGAUGAAAAGCACAGGGGUCAUUACUAUCUCCUUUCCUUCUUUGAUGGUUUAUCUUAAGACUUCACUUUCUGUGUUCCGGUACUCUGAUAAUACUCAAUUAACAAUUAGUACUUCAAAUGAUGGAGCAAAUAGUAUUACUGGACUGACGAUUACUAAUUAUUGCGCUUCAACAUGCGCUGGGGGUGGAAAUAUUACGAUUGCAAUGACUGGAAUUAAGAACCUUGAUUAUCUUCAAACGAUUACUGGCUCUUUAACGAUUACUACAUCAGAUAGUAAUUCUAAUAGUGAUACUGGUACCGUUUCUGAUAUAACAACAAUAUUAGCUCCUUUGGAGACUGGAGCAAUAACUGAGAUUGAUUUGCACCCAACCAAUCCUACUAUUUCUGAGACUACAGACUAUAGGAUCAUUUUUACAACUUUUAAUGAUAUCCCAGCUGGAGCGACUAUAAAAACCGAAUUUCCAAGCGGAGUCUCCCUCUCUUCUACAAGUACUACUACCUGCACAAGCUUUAUCAAUAUAUAUUCUGGUCUUAGCUGUGCUGUUUCAGGUAGUGCACUGACUUUGUCCAACGGAUUCCCAUCAGGUGUAACUGGCCAAAUCCAGGUUGGAUUUGUAGCAUCCAAUAUCGCUAAUGGAGCCUCAACUGCAUCAAGCUAUGGACCCUUCAAAAUUUCAACAGUAGACACAACCGGAUAUUUAAUUGAUGCUGGCUCAACAACUUUUACUUAUUUAUCUUAUAAAGCCUCGAGUGAUUGCUCUACUGACUGUAAAACAUGCGCUGGAACUUCUGGUACGCAAUGCUAUUCAUGCAAAAAUCCUUCUUCUAAGCCAAUUUUGCUUGGCUACUCCUGUGUUGCAACUUGCCCAGAUGGGUACUACUUGACUUCUUCCACACCUCUUACAUGCCUGAGCUGCUACUAUACAUGCAAAACCUGUCUUGGGCCUCAAUCUAGUGAUUGCACAUCAUGUGAAUCAGGCUAUUACAAGUCUGGCGGCUCUUGUGUUACUCCAUGUCCAUCUGGAUCUACUCUUAAUUCCAAUAAUAUUUGUGUAAAUGAUAAUGCAUGCACUUCUCCCUGCGCUUCUUGUAGUGGAAGCUCAACUUUUUGUUUAAGUUGUGAUCCGAAUUCCUCUACACCAGUACUCGAUCCAGAAAGAGGGGAAUGUGUAACAGAAGAAACUCCAACAGAGGAUUAUUGCCCUACAGGAUAUUAUGAAGACAGUAAUAAAAUCUGCCAGAAAUGCUCAACUAAUUGCGCAGAAUGCUACUCAAGUUCAACUCAUUGUACAAGCUGUCCAUCAAUUUACACAUAUAAAUACUUGAAUAAGCUUGACAAUACUUGUGUUUCUUCCUGUCCAGCUUUAAUAUCUGUUCAAGACGAUACAAAUCUUGUAUGUAAUCCAUGCGAUAGUUCUUGCGCUACUUGCAAUGGCGUUAAUGCCAAUAAUUGCUUAAGCUGCUAUUCAACUAAUAAAAAAUAUUUGACUGCUGAUAAUCAAUGUGUAGCAACUUGCCCUGCGAACUAUUAUAAUUUUCAUAAUACUACCUCGGGCUCGUAUAAGUGUAUAGCCAGUUGUCCAACAUCAUCAGGUUAUUAUAUAGAUUCAACGAACACUUACUGCAAUGAAUGCAUGACAACUUGCUCAACUUGCUCCAAUGGGUCUACAUGCACUUCAUGCAGCACCUCAACUCCUUACUUGAACGAUCAGUCUAUAUGUGAAGCUGACUGCACGUCCUCAGAAUACAAAUACACCGAAAAUGGCAACAAAAAGUGCUACUCAGUCUGCCCUUCAGGAACUUCUCACUAUACAGACAGCUCUAGUAAGAAAUGAUGCCUUUCCACCUGUCCCAAUGGUUAUUAUGCUUCUACUUCUGGGACAGCAACAUCUGGUCAAAGCAAUUCUUUUUGUACUGCAUGUGAUACCACCUGUGCAACCUGCAGCGGAGGAGGGAAAAACAGCUGUCUCACCUGUUCCUCUUCCUCUACUUAUCCUUAUAAAAAUGAAAAUAAUGAAUGUGUUGAAGCCUGCUCAUCAAGUGAAUAUACAAAUACGUUAAACGGUAAGAUGGAAUGUGUAACUUCAUGCCCAAGUGGCUCAUACCAACUGACUGACAAAUCAGGCAAAAAAUGGUGCUCUAGUUCUUGUGGUGAUGGAUAUUAUGUUCAAAAAGUGUCAAGCACUGUCAAUAACUGUAACCCAUGCGACACAACAUGCCAGACAUGCAGUGGAGGAUCAACUACUAAUUGUUUGACCUGCACUCAGCAGUAUCCUUAUUUAAAUGAGAAAAACCAAUGUGAAUCAAGCUGCUCCAGCAAUGAAUAUACUUAUGCACUGAAUGGUAAAACAAGGUGCUACUAUACAUGCCCAUCAGAUACUUAUCAAUGGAUUGAUACAUCAGGUAAAAAAUGGUGCACUGAUACAUGCCCUAACGGCUAUUAUAUUCAAAAAGUAUCAGAUAGUGUAACAAAUUGUAAUGCAUGCUAUACAACAUGCCAGACUUGUGAUGGGGGUAAAGAUAGUGAUUGUUUGACGUGCUCUCAAUCUUAUCCAUAUAUUAAUGAAGAUAAUCAAUGCGAAAAAAAUUGCUCAUCUAUUGAAUAUACUUAUGAAUUAAAUGAUUUAUUAAAGUGCUAUACCAUUUGUCCUGCUGGGACAUAUAAUACAAAUAGCAGCUCAGGCAUAGCAUCAUGCACGACUUCAUGUGAAAAGGGAUCUUAUGUGGAUACUGUAAGUACUUCAGACUCUACUAAAAGCGGUGACUAUUGUGAGCCUUGCCCUCAAGAUUGUUUACUGUGCUCAAGUAAGGUUGAAUGCGAGGACUGCAAAGAUAAGCAUUCUUUGCCAAAUACAGUGAAUACUACUAUUAGCAUCUGCUAUGGAUGGAGUCCACCAGGACCUGCAACCCAUCUUGGUGGGUAUGUAAUUUAUGCACUCAUAUUUGAAACUAUUUUAAUUGCUAUCCUUAUUUUUAUAUCCAAAUUUAAAAAUACAGGGUAUUUUGAUGCAACUGCCACAGUUUUAUUUAUGUCAAGCAUUAUUGAGUUCACUGAAAAAUUGAUGCUAUUAAUUUUCUUAUGGGUCGAAUAUGGACCACAUGCAGAUAUUUUUGUAGCAAUAACAGGGUCGAUGCUAGUUGGAUCUCUACUGAUUUCAAUGAUGUACCAGAAUCUGCACUUUGACUCUUUAAUCUCUCUUUAAGAGGAAUAAGAAUGUUUUGCUCGCUCUUAAAGGUUUUAUUUUGUUUUUAAAAAAACUUUGGUUAAAAUUAUAUUAAAAUAAUCUAAAUGAAUUUAAGCUUAAAAAUCUACUGUCCUAAAUUUAAUAGAAUAAGCAAGAUAUCUCGCUAUAGCAAUUAUUAUUAUAGAGCUCAGGGCCUCGUUUGGAUCUCUCUGGGCUGCAAACUGUCCUACAAACUGGUGAAGUAGGCUAGGGCUGCAACUUUGCCAAGUCGACUCCAUCAGUUGGUAAGUGCCAUUAUAGCUUUCAUUUUUCAAUUGAUGAAAUUGAGUUACUCCUCCUCUUUAAAAUUAAUUUGUUUUAAAAAUAUAAAUUGAUCCUAAUAUUUUUGAUUUUUAAUUUAUUUUUAUAAAGAAUAAAUUCAAAAAUUAAUUGAUUCAGUGUAAAAAAGUUUAAAUAAUAUUUUACUUGGACUUUUUACCUUAAAUUAGAUCGAAACUAAUUUUUAUAAAAUUUAGUAUUUACUGAUAAAAAUUGAAAAAAAACAAUUGCUCCAAGUUAAAAGGUGUCAAGGUACCAAAAAAAUGGAAAUAUUAGCUAUUUUUGAUUCCAAUUUAAAGGCUAGGAGAGUUAGCAAAAUUGCAGCCCUAGCCAACUUCAUCAGUUCCUAGGGCAUUUUAAAACCAAGGAGAUCCAAAUGAAAGCCCCAGGCUAUAUUUAAAAAUAUUUUACUUGCUCUUAAAGAAAAUUUAUUAUCUCAAAAAUUAGGCGUUUAUAAUAAAUUAAUUCGCUCUUAAAGUUGGAGAGUUAGUAGAAAGCAGUGAAACUCUAGAAGUAUUUUCUAGCAAAAAUAAGUGGGCUUUCAGAAUAGUCAGAUGUUUUUCUUUUAUUUUCGGGAUUCAUUUUCUGAGAAUCUUUUAUAGUGGAUUUAUGGGAUUUGCAAUAGCAACAAAUGCGAAAACACUUGGAAACGUUAAUGCAUUUAGAUUCCCACUGGAAAAAUUAUGUGUUUUGAAUUUAGCGCUUGUCUGUAUUCCUAUGCUGCUGGAGCAAGCUGCUAUUAUGGCAUUAUUUGAUGUUGAAACAAAUCCAUGGCAGAUAUCUUUAUUUGGUGUAGUGCUAAAUAUAUGCAUUGAAGGACUGUUUUUGUGGGAUUACUUUAGAGGCCCAUGGAGAUUUUAA
Molecule: messenger RNA, 7594 nt
Organism: Blepharisma stoltei
Lineage: Eukaryota; Ciliophora; Heterotrichea; Heterotrichida; Blepharismidae
Source: the annotation of a GenBank genome assembly